GGACACCCAGAAAACCAAGUUGUGGCUGGCCGGAUUGCGGAAGUGGCAGACGGUGUCGUCUCCAUCAUGUUGGGGUCAACAACCGAAGUUGGACGUAUGGGAGCCUCCGGACAGCUACCGACCGCUCACCGUAUCAUCCACGGCAGCUUGCUCGCGGCGCCACAAUCGCUCGAGAACGAAAUCGCGAGCGUCGCGAGCACGAGACGGUAAGAAGAAGAAGCACAAAGGCGACGCUGUUGUGCCCGUUGUCGAGACCCGAUAGUGGUCCGGGAUGCGUCGGUUCUUGCACGAAAUCCUCUCGUUCGGCUCCGAUUCGUCCCACCGCCAUCAUGAAGCCCAGGAAACCGAGGAAGGGGACCGGCGCACCUCUGUGUCCGACAUGACGACCACCACCGUGGGACCCUCGGCUCACUCGCCGCCGCUCAGCGCCUCCAUCGUGGGCUUCGCCAUUGACCUGUACCGGCAGCUGGUGCUGCACACCGGAGCCGCAGGCAGCCACGGAGCCAGCGGCAAGGGCGCCGGGACUCCGGGCAACGUCGUCUUCUCGCCGUUCGCGGUGGCCGCGGCGCUGUCCAUGACGUUGGCCGGCGCCCGCUACGGCACAGCCAAAGAGCUCGAGGCUGCGCUGCACACCCGCGACGACGAGCAGAUCCACAGCCAGUUCGCGGCGCAGUUGGCGCGCAUCACAAGCCGUGCGCUGAAGGUCGUGUUCGAGGUGAACAAUCGCAUGUACAGCGACCUGCGCUACCCGGUCAUCGAGGGCUACCGAGCUUUCCUGCACGACACGUACGGUGAGGACACCGUGCGCACCGUGGACUUUUCCUUCCGCCACGGCGAGGUUCUCGCCGAGGCCAACGACUGCGUGGCCCGCGCCUCGUCCAACACAGUCCGCGACGUCGUCGGCUCGGACAGCUUCGGCCCCAAUACGGAGCUGGCGCUGGUCAGCGGGGCGUAUUUCUGUGGCGCCUGGGAGUCGCCGUUCCAGGUUGUGACAUUCGACGAAAGCGUCUACCUGUCGGAUGACGAAGUCAGGAGCGAACUGCGGAAACAAGGUUACGGCGAGGUAUCCUACUCUGUUCUCCAGCAGUUCAAGUGUGAUUUCCAAAGACGUAUUCGUGAAGAGAUCCGCAAAGGAGUCAACACGUCGACGCCUCUUGUAAACGGUGCACAGUAUGCUAGCGAACAAGCGAAAGGCUCCACUUCCAGCGCGAAACAAGCUCGUUUCGAUUCAUCGUCCUUGUUCGAUAACGUCACAUAUUCUUCAUGCUAUUCUUCACCCUACUACGAAAGCCAGCGAAGCGACAGCGGUUGUAAACAAGGGGACUACGUUACUACAGCCAAACCACCAAGGAAAGUUGUUCCUGCCCCGCGGAAUCACGUGAAGCCCGAAGCGAGUUCUUCCUGCUAUUCUACGCCUGCUGGUUCCUCCUGUGAACAAACGACAGCCUCAAGCAAGGGCAGCGAUCGCUCCGGCGAUGGGCUUGUCCCGCGCCUACUGCAUCGAAAAGUAUUGAGAUGCUGUAAUGGUCAUGCCUACAUCUCUGAACGGUCAACAUUGAGCACAGACUCUCAAGCACUUACAGGCAGCGUACUGGAGAGUUUCAAGGAAAACUAUUCCAACUUGGACGACACUCUGCCAAAAAGACUGAAGCCAGCCACACUGCCUCUGUUGAAGGGAGAACCCAUUCAUAAAGAUCUCAUCAAGCCACCAAAGGGGACCAUGCUUUCACUGCUCAAGGUUUCAGGCACAAAAGUCAUGUGGAACAAAGGCCCACAUAAGUGUGACCCUGUGACACGCUACCAUGAGUACAAGGCCUUCUGGGAGCGGCACAAGGCACCAGGCGAAAAGGCCCACAAGCAGCUCCGGUGGAACGUGCGUGCGCAGAUGCUACAACGAGACGACGUUGUGGCGUGUUCCUGGAGGCCGGCUAUCACAAAAGAACCACCUGCCACAAGGCUCAAGUGAAGCACAUUUUUCAUUUAUCAGUGCACAUAAGAUGUUAUCAUCUUCCGCAUCAUCCUUGCAGCGUAACAUGUACAUAUCGCAGUUCCAGUGCAGUUAGAAUGUAUGAAUCAUCAGAAUGUUAACAUUUCGUCCAAGAGUUUGUAACACAAGGUGCGAUUGGUACUAGUAUUCAAAACAAGGAAAUUGGUGAAGCAAGAUCGGCAUACCUUUUCCCAAAGUCGCUAAAUUUGUAUCGUAUUUGGUACACAUGUAAACGAAAGCAGCUUAUUCAAGCUGUUGUUUAUUAAAGCCGCCAGUGGCAUCAUUGAGCUUUGAUAUGGCUUCAAGCACGUCUUUGACAAAUUCUGCGUGAUGUCUUAUUGAUGCAGUACAUACUGCAGUCAUUUCAAAUUUGACACUACUAAUAGAAUGCAGAUCAGUAUUAGUCAGUAUCCGACACAUUGUUGAGUUUUGUUACUGAAAGAUUUGUGGAACUAAUGUCACGAGUGCGAAAUAAACAUACAUAGAGCCAUAUAAAGAAGAGUAUUGAUUCUAUUUUACGCAGAAAUUUUCGCUUUUUUCUUUUUGAAACUUUUCAAGUCUAUCAUAAGCAAGAUUUUAACAACAUUGCGUGAUGCACAGUGUUUCUACUAUACUAAUAAAUCGUUGAUUGA
Dermacentor andersoni is the source of this 2619-nucleotide messenger RNA. RefSeq lists its product as uncharacterized. Lineage: Eukaryota; Metazoa; Arthropoda; Arachnida; Ixodida; Ixodidae. Gene Ontology annotation, cellular component: centriole; non-motile cilium. The record is from RefSeq and is a predicted model, not a curated record. Gene Ontology annotation, biological process: cilium assembly.